Hyla sarda is the source of this 571-nucleotide messenger RNA. RefSeq names its product ribosomal protein L21 (gene RPL21). Gene Ontology annotation, cellular component: cytosolic large ribosomal subunit; ribosome. Gene Ontology annotation, molecular function: structural constituent of ribosome. The record is from RefSeq and is a predicted model, not a curated record. The transcript has 5 exons. Lineage: Eukaryota; Metazoa; Chordata; Amphibia; Anura; Hylidae. Gene Ontology annotation, biological process: translation. Bases 58 to 540 code for a protein of 160 amino acids.
UUACAACAAAUUUAUUUUAUAUAUUUUCCCCCCCCCCCCCUGCAGUAAGGUGCAAAAAUGACGAACACAAGAGGAAAAAGGCGAGGAACCCGGUAUAUGUUCUCCAGACCCUUCCGUAAACAUGGCGUUGUCCCUUUGUCAACAUACAUGCGCAUCUACAAGAAGGGCGAUAUUGUGGACAUUAAGGGUAUGGGCACCAUUCAAAAAGGCAUGCCGCAUAAGUGUUACCAUGGCAAGACUGGCCGGAUCUACAAUGUUACACAGCAUGCUGUGGGUAUCAUUGUGAACAAGCAGAUCAAGGGUAAGAUCCUUGCCAAGAGAAUCAAUGUCCGUGUGGAGCACAUUCGCCACUCCAAGAGCAGAGACAGCUUCCUGCAGCGUGUUAAGGAGAACGAAAGGAAGAAAAAGGAAGCAAAGGAGAAUGGCACUUGGAUCGAACUGAAGCGUCAGCCAGCCACACCAAGCGAAGCUCACUUUGUGCGCACUUAUGGAAAGGAACCUGAGCUCCUUGAGCCAAUUCCCUAUGAGUUUAUGGCAUGAAGUCACCAUUAAAUCCUUGUUCUUUUUGGAA